Messenger RNA from Rhincodon typus (whale shark), 1986 nucleotides. Its product is annotated as tetraspanin-32-like. The coding region runs from base 38 to 439 and encodes 133 amino acids. The record is from RefSeq and is a predicted model, not a curated record. Lineage: Eukaryota; Metazoa; Chordata; Chondrichthyes; Orectolobiformes; Rhincodontidae. Gene Ontology annotation, cellular component: membrane. The transcript has 5 exons.
GAUUUGUUUUGCUGUCCUGUUCUGUGGAGUGGUACAGAUGAUGUACUGGAAGUCUACUUAUAAGCAUCUGGUGGAGAGUGCAGUGAAGGACGUGUAUGAUUUUCUAUAUGAUGAUUUCAUGAGAAACAGUUCCAUUAAUUCAAAACAGGAUUUGAUAGCCAUUCACUCAACUUUUCUUUGCUGUGGAAAGAACUCAACAUUUAGUCACUACAGUAGUGUGGAGAAUGAAACAUGCUUUGCAGAAGGUACUCAUCUAAAGGAUUGCCUUCAGGCAGUGGAGAAUCGGAUCACUAGCCUCAUGAUUAUCAUUGAAGCACUGACACUAUUGGUGGGAACUGUGACGGUUUAUGGAAUGAUUCUGACUGCCUUCUUCUGCUUUGCUGGUUGCUUGGCUGAGGAUUGGCACACAAAAGGCAAAUACCAGGUGACAAAGCAGUAGCAAGCACCGAGGUGAAAUCAGAAACUAGGUGCUGGUCAGCCAGAAUGAGACACCCCGUGAAGUGAGUUUUCUGGAUUUUGUGAAAGAUGUCACCUCUCAGAGCUCUGAUUCUCUGUGCUGAACGUUCUUACUUUCACAUUCUGAAGGAAGGCAAAUUAAUGUAUAACUACUUCACACUGACCUGUUGUGAGAAAAUCCCAUGGGUCAGCCCCCUCCUCAAUGCAUUGUACCUAAAGAUUCUGCUUCUAAAGAGUGCUGAGCUUUGUUUCGUGCUGUUGUGGCAAGAAACUGUGAUAUUGUGAUCUGCCACCAUGUGAGUUUCCUUAAAAUACAAAUUUUGAAGCAGCUGUAUGGUGUUCAAAAUUAACAGCAAGAACCUCAGCAAUUCUUCUUACUGGGAUUGGCAGCUGGGAUGAGGGAACAUAUGGACAUAAGAACAGAAAUAGGCCAUUCAGCCCCUCAAAUUUCUCCGUACAACGAGGUCUGCUAUUCAAUUAAAUCCCUGAUGAUUUAUAUCUCAACUCCAUCUACUUAUUGUGCCUCCAUAUCCAUUUAUAUUAUUGAUGGAUUUUAGCCAGACAACCUCAGAAUAAAUUAUUAACAAAGCUAAAAACUUUUUGUGGGAGAGAGUUCCACAUUUCUGUGUCCCUUCACGUGAAGAAGUAUAUUUUAACUUCUCUCCUGAAUGGUCUGGCUGUAACGUUAAGGUUUUGUUCCCUUGUCCCAGACUGCUCCACCAUUGAAAGAUGUGGAAGGCUGAUCGAUGGGCUUCCACCUGUCAAGAUUGAUCCUCUUCUUGAUAAGCCUGUGUGGGAGGGUGGGAAGAACAAGCAUUUAGGCUGAAGAAGAGAUGGGGUAGGAGCUGGAAGGGGGCGAUUAUAUUAAUGAUCAGAAUGAGCUGCUAGGCUGAUGGAUAGAUAUUAGGAGCUGAAGAUGAAACUAUUGUCUUUUUAAAAUUCUUAUGAAAAGUUAAGUUGGAGCAGCGAGCAAACUGCCCUAUUAUUGUUACUAUGAAAUAGAAUUUGGUAGUAGUGUCCAACAAACCUCUUUGAAGCGAAGCUUUGUGGUGUAUUAAUCAGGACCUGGAGUUUCGGCCUGCAAUGUGAUAUUUUUAUGUUAUUCAGCUACUACCACUUCCUUUUCUUCCAAUAUAUAUAGAGCAUCAUAAUUUUGGUGUCUGAGCAAAGCAUUUUUGUUACUGUGUACUUUUACUAUUAGUCCACAUCUUUGAUGUUGUCCUACUACUGUUCUCAUUGUUGACUCUUUCAGUGGCCUUUCAGUCUUAUUCCCAUUCCACUGCAUCUCACUGAGCCUAUAUGCUUCCCUUGCAUGUCACUCACAUUCUCGUUAAGCUGGAAUGCCCCUUUUUGCCUUUAAUCAAAAGGAAUUCUCAUAUUGUUGUCCUAAAGAGUUAAGUUUGGCUUGUUUGGAAAUUAAAAUGUUUUACUGUUUGGUACUCACUGUGUAAUUCACACACAGGCAGUGAGAUGACAUGACUGACAGAUGAAUAGUACCAAUGUUUAAUAAACAAUGUAACGUCUGUACGA